AUGAUUCUCUCUCUGGCCGCAGUGACAGCCAUGAGUAGCGGUGGCGGUAGCAGCCUCAACUCCUCCUCCCCCUUCGACCUCUUUGACUCCUCCACCUCCUGGAGCCUGGCCGAGGACCCGUCCAACUCCUCCUCCGAGCCCGUCGUGCGAACUCUGACCCCCGAACUCCAGCCAGCGACCACUGCCGUUGCUGUCCAGGAAGUCAGCCCCUGGGAUAUUGCACUUUGCGUGACUGGGACGCUCAUCUCCUGUGAGAACGCUUUGGUGAUAGCCGUGCUGUUCUACACGCCGACGCUCCGGGCACCAAUGUUCAUCUUGAUUGGAUCGCUGGCGGUGGCAGAUCUUCUGGCCGGCCUGGGCCUCAUCCUGAACUUUGUCUUCACCUAUCUGGUCGAUAACUCGCUGGAAUAUGUGACACUGUUGUCAGUCGCACUGCUCAUCUCGGCUUUUUCGGCAUCCGUCCUCAACAUUCUUGCCAUCACAGUGGACCGGUACCUGUCGCUUUACAACGCCCUGACUUACCACACUGAGCGGACAGUCACCUUCACCUACGUGAUGGUGGUUCUCAUCUGGGUGUUGUCCCUCACGCUUGGCUUGCUGCCGGCGUUUGGCUGGAACUGCUUGAAAGACGAGUCCACGUGCAGCAUCUGCAGGCCCGUCACCAAAAACAACGCGGUGGCGCUCGCCGUCACCUUCCUCCUGGUUUUUGCCCUGAUGAUGCAGCUCUACCUUCAAAUUUGCAAGAUUGCCUUUCGCCACGCGCAGCAGAUUGCAGUGCAGCACCAGUUUGUGGCCAUCUCCACCACCAAAGGUGUCUCCACACUGUCGGCCAUCCUGUGUGCCUUCGGGGCGUGCUGGCUGCCGUUUGCCAUGUACUCCAUCGUGGCGAACUCCAGUUACCCUGUGAUAUACACCUACGCCACGGUCCUCCCCGCCACCUGUUGCUCUGUGAUCAACCCCAUCAUCUACGCGUUUCGAAACCCGGACAUCCAGAAGUCACUGUGGAUGGCCUGUUGUGGGUGUGUCCCAUCCAACCUCUCCCUCAGACCCAGGACCUCCAGUGACGUGUAGCAGGGAAGGUUGGUUUCUGUUUGGCAUGACGCUAGAUGCUAAGUCAGGGCUGCAUGAGGGAGAGGAUGGCAUGGGGAGAAAGGUUGAAGGUUACGGCUGAGGAAAGAGAUUUCCUCUACCCUUCAUAUCAGGGCUGAUGGUUGACGCAUGUAUGGCCAUGGUAGUAAGGCCGGCAAGUGGCGCCGGCACAGGGAGACGGGAGGACAGUGCAUGGUCAACAAAAAGAUAAGAGCUAACAAGAUCAUGUCCUGCCUGCUUGGAGAAAACCAACAGAGGUGAUGGAGGUGGCGUGAAACCAACUGCAAAACAAAGACUGAGGUAUCAUCAUCAAGCUGCAGGGGGUGUGUCAGGCGAUGCUUUUCAACUG
Messenger RNA from Paralichthys olivaceus (Japanese flounder), 1438 nucleotides. NCBI's taxonomy places the organism in Eukaryota, Metazoa, Chordata, Actinopteri, Pleuronectiformes, Paralichthyidae. The record is from RefSeq and is a predicted model, not a curated record.